CUGCAAGAAUGGCAGCAGCAGCAUCAGCAGCAGCUGCCAGUAUCCGUCUCUCCGCCAUUUACUUCCAGCCCCAGUUCCAAUGAUCAAGGUCUCCUGCACUUUUUGGACCCGAGCCAAGACUUUGAUCAUCUGUUGUGGAACGGCUCUUUUGACACGACCUCGCAACAACUUGCUCUCGACUGUCCCCUUUUUGAUAUUCAAUACCCACUUCCAUUCCCUACCCUUCCAGUUCCCGACUUUGAUAUUGGAAUACCCUCUUUCGGCCUGGGUGAAUCAAGCGCUGCUCCCGUCACAACAACAGCGGCAACGGCAAACCUAUCUCUGUUAACUCCGACGCCAACAAUCAUCACAUCGUUCGAGUCUUGCCAGUCACCAUCAUCCUCUACCUCACCCACCUCCACAAGCACGCCUGUCUCUGCCUCGGGCAAUUUGGUCCCCGGGUUGAAGCUCCCUUCCUCCAUUUCUGUUACACUUACCGGCAAGCCGAAAGGAAAGUCAGGGCGGAAGCCAACCAAGAAACGUCCUCUGCCUGAAGAAGAGGAUGAUGAAGACGAAGAGGUGCUCGUGAAGAGGGCGAGGAACAAUCUGGCUGCCAAGCGCUACAGGCAGAAAAAGGUUGACCGCAUUGAGGAGUUGGAGGAUGAGGUGAAGGAGGUGAAGAAGGAGAGGGAUGACCUCCGCGUGGAAUUGGCGAGGAGGGAGGCCGAGGUGAAGGCUCUAAGGGAGAUGCUGGCAAUGACAACGGGGAAGAAGGAUUAG
Messenger RNA from Podospora anserina S mat+, 759 nucleotides. RefSeq lists its product as uncharacterized. Lineage: Eukaryota; Fungi; Ascomycota; Sordariomycetes; Sordariales; Podosporaceae. The record is from RefSeq and is a predicted model, not a curated record. Gene Ontology annotation, cellular component: nucleus. Gene Ontology annotation, molecular function: RNA polymerase II transcription regulatory region sequence-specific DNA binding; DNA-binding transcription activator activity, RNA polymerase II-specific. The transcript has a single exon. The annotation marks the transcript as partial. Gene Ontology annotation, biological process: regulation of transcription by RNA polymerase II.